UUCGGCAUCGUGAACCACCAAUAUAAGCUGCCGCAGCUCCCAUACUCCACAUUAUUGAGCAACGAGUUUGUAGAGAAAUUAAGCGAAGCAAGCGGAAACAGGUCGUGCUCGGAGUUACACCUUCGCCGAAAGAGACCCCGUGGUGCAAAGUUACAAUCCCUUUGUUGAACUUGCGCGCAGUAGGACUUCGGCAAGAGUCUUCUCGUGAGGUGAUCGGAAAACAGUGAAGCGUUUGGAUAGUGGAAUUUACAGCAAUCAUGGGAGACCAAGUGCACCCCGGGUCGCCAUCGAUCCCUCCUCCGGCUACAUACGCUAAACCUCGCCAUCGUGGAUGUCGCGGCAGGCUUGCCGGCUGCUGCUGCUGCUUGUUAUCCAUAUUCUGCACAUUGCUGUUUGGGUUUCUAGUUCUGGCGGGGAUUACGAUUUUGGUGCUCUGGUUGGUGCUGAAGCCCAUCCACUUGCCCAAGUACAGCCUCGACAACGUUGAUUUUUGUAGCUUCAGUGUGGGACAGAACAACAAUGUUAACGCCGAUAUCCUCUACACUAUCACAGCUAACAAUCCCAAAAAGAAGAUCGGCAUCAAAUAUGACAACAUCAACAUAGAAUCCGAGUAUGACGGGCAAGUCUUUGGGCACAGCACCGCCCCCGGCUUCUACCAAGGUCACCAGAACGUCACAACCAUCACGUCUGAAGUCCUCGUCAAUAACUACGCGCUUACUUCAACCUCCGCAACUACUCUUGCCUCACAGAUCUAGAGCAACAGUGUCCCGCUCCACUUCCGCCCAAGCGCCAAAGUUCACGUUAAGAUUGGAAGUUACACUUCCCCCGGAUUCAAGGUUCGUGUGGACUGUGAUGUGACGAUGGGGGUGAGCCCCGUCAUGCUCAAGAGCAAGUCCUGCAAGUUGAA
Molecule: messenger RNA, 907 nt
Organism: Physcomitrium patens
Lineage: Eukaryota; Viridiplantae; Streptophyta; Bryopsida; Funariales; Funariaceae
Product: NDR1/HIN1-like protein 10
Biological process (GO): defense response to other organism
Cellular component (GO): plasma membrane
Source: RefSeq, a predicted model, not a curated record